Messenger RNA from Protopolystoma xenopodis, 453 nucleotides. NCBI's taxonomy places the organism in Eukaryota, Metazoa, Platyhelminthes, Monogenea, Polystomatidea, Polystomatidae. The record is from the annotation of a GenBank genome assembly.
GUCCCGGUUAGCCUCUUGACCCGCGAACGUUUGGGUCUGGACACGUUUUUGCGCCAAGUCGUCAGUUCGAAGAGGACGAUGUGGGAAUCAGUGGAAAUAUAUAUUUGCCACCAUCUUCAAGCCUUUUCAAUGCAGUCGGUCGGCAUGUCGGUAGACGGGCUGUUGGGCGCAUGCGCGAGUAACGUUUUGAUGCUUGGACAGAUAAUUACAUUCCAUGAUCGCCGCUUCUUAAUGCGCCCACCAGACGUGUCUGCAAUUAUCUGUCAUCUCAGGCACACUCUUCCCGCCAGCAGCCGAGAGGAUUUUCAUAUAUCCUCCACCGUGCAGCCGCCUGCCUCGGGGACGGUCUGUUGCGACAAUUCGUCCGAGCGAUAUGGCCGACUCGGCCGUACCACUUCACUCCUCAUGAUCCCCUCUCCCCACCGGGUCGGUCACCAAAAGUCAACAGAUUAG